AUGGCUCAUUGUUUCGGCGGCCGCCAGCCGCCGAUGUAUCGAUUGGCGCUGUUCGAGCUGGAGCUGGCGGGCUGCAACGAGGUGACGGAAGCGGGCCUGUGGGCGUGCCUGACGCCGCGCAUCGUCUCGCUGACCCUGUCCGACUGCAUCAACGUGGCCGACGAGGCGGUGGGCGCCGUGGCGCAGCUGCUGCCCUCGCUGUACGAGUUCUCGCUGCAGGCCUACCACGUCACCGACGCCGCGCUCGGCUAUUUCUCGCCCAAGCAGAGCGGCUCGCUCUCCAUCCUGCGCCUGCACAGCUGCUGGGAGCUCACCAACCACGGCAUCGUCAACAUCGUGCACUCGCUGCCUAACCUGACGGUGCUGAGCCUGUCGGGCUGCAGCAAGAUCACGGACGACGGGGUGGAGCUAAUCGCCGAGAACUUGGGCAAGCUGCGGUCGCUCGACCUGUCGUGGUGCCCGCGCAUCACGGACGCCGCUCUCGAGUACAUCGCCUGCGACCUCAACCAGCUGGAGGAGCUCACGCUGGACCGGUGCGUGCACAUCACGGACAUCGGCGUCGGCUACGUGUCCACGAUGCUGUCGCUGUCGGCACUGUUCCUGCGCUGGUGCUCACAGCUGCGGGACUUCGGCCUGCAGCACCUGUGCGGCAUGCGUAACCUGCAGGUGCUCUCUCUGGCAGUACCUUUAACAAGUACAGUGCAGUUUGUUGGUACCACUGACUUGAUGGAGUUUAAUGCACUAUCCAGCGAGACUCCUACUGAAUUAAUGUUGUAG
Schistocerca nitens (vagrant locust) is the source of this 777-nucleotide messenger RNA. Its product is annotated as F-box/LRR-repeat protein 16. The record is from RefSeq and is a predicted model, not a curated record. Lineage: Eukaryota; Metazoa; Arthropoda; Insecta; Orthoptera; Acrididae. Gene Ontology annotation, molecular function: protein binding. The transcript has 5 exons. Bases 1 to 777 code for a protein of 258 amino acids.